Kickxella alabastrina is the source of this 468-nucleotide messenger RNA. Its product is annotated as putative cytochrome c oxidase subunit V. The transcript has 3 exons. Gene Ontology annotation, biological process: mitochondrial electron transport, cytochrome c to oxygen. Bases 1 to 468 code for a protein of 155 amino acids. NCBI's taxonomy places the organism in Eukaryota, Fungi, Kickxellomycota, Kickxellomycetes, Kickxellales, Kickxellaceae. The record is from RefSeq and is a predicted model, not a curated record.
AUGCUCCGUAACGCUGCUGUUCGUACUGCCCAGCUUUCAGGUCGUCGCUUCCAGUCGACCGCCUCUGCACCUGUCCUGGUCCAGGCCGAGCAGACCUUUGCCAAGCUCCCGAAGGAGCAGCAAACUGAGGUGUAUAACAAACUCAGCGAGGUCAUGAAGGCCGAUUGGAACAAAGUCUCGGUUGAGGACAAGCGGGCUGCCUACUUUGCCACCUACGGCGCACACAACCGUCGUCGCCCCCACACCAAGCCUGGAGAUGGCAUGAAGGUCCUUAUUGGCGUUGUUGGCACUAUUGCUCUCAGCCUGACGAUUUCGUCCCUUCUUCGCAAGUCGGUCGAAAAGCCCCGCACCCUCACCAAGGAGUGGCAGGAGGCCUCGAACGCCAUCGCUAUCGAGAAGAACAUCAAUCCCAUCAGCGGUAUCUCGUCAGAGGGCUACUCUGGCAAGGGCUUUGUCCAGCAUGACUAA